AGGACGUGUCACCCCACAGCCACCGGACACUCCACUCCACCAAAGCGACAGUCCACUGUGAACACGGCGCGGGACUAAGAUGGAAGUCUACACUGUUACAGUAGCAACUGGUACUUCAGAGUAUUCAGGCACCAACAACUACAUUUAUCUGACGCUUGUGGGGGAGAACGGGGAGAGCGAGCGCACUCAACUCGACAACCCUGGACUGGAUUUCUGUCGAGGAGCAGUUGACCAGUAUAAGGUGACGAGUCCUUCACCUUUAGGCUCGGUGCUACUGGUCCGACUAGAGAAACAAAGAUACUGGGUGGAAGACAACUGGUUUUGUCAAUAUGUCACUGUAGAGCCUCCAGAUGGAGGUAAAGUGCUGACUUUCCCUUGUUACCGAUGGUUUGUAGGCGAUGUCAAGAUGGAGAUACGAGAAGGAACCGCAAAGACGCUGACAGGUGACUCUGCACUGCAGCUGCUGGAACACAGGAGAACAGAGCUGCAGGAGCGACAGAAGACUUACAGAUGGGUAACGUGGGCUCCAGGGAUUCCCAGAUGUGUUGAUGCUGAAACAGAAGCAGACUUACCCCAAGACGCCCGCUUUGACAACGAGAAGCGGAGUGACUUUGAACAUUCAUUACAUUACGCUUUGCUGGAGUUAUCUCUGAAGAAGCUGACCAUCUGGUUUGGGAAGUCCUGGGAUGACCUUGAAGAUUUCAAACGUAUCUUCUGGAAGUUGAAAAGUCCCAUAGCGGAGUAUUGUAUGAACCACUGGAAGGAGGACUGGUUCUUUGGCUACCAGUGUCUAAAUGGUUCCAACCCCAGGAUGAUCCAGAGGUGCAAAAAGCUGCCGGAGAACCUCCCUGUUACUGCAGAUAUGGUUCAGCGCUCUAUGGCUGGCAGGACCAACUUGAACAAAGAACUGAAGGCAGGAAACAUAUACUUGUUAGACUAUGCCAUCAUGGAUGGGAUUCCCAGUAACACAAUCAAGGGACACCCUCAGUACAUCGCUGCUCCUAUCUGUCUCCUGUACCAACACCCAGAUGAAGGACUUAUACCUAUUGCUAUACAGCUUGAACAGACUCCAGGCCGGGACACGCCCAUAUUCCUGCCCAGCGAUCCCCCUCUGGCCUGGCUGCUGGCUAAGAUGUGGGUGCGUCACUCUGAGUUCCAGGUAUUCCAGCUCCUGUCUCACCUACUUAGGACUCACCUGGUGGUAGAAGUGUUUUGUGUGGCCACUUUGAGACAGCUGCCUGCUGUACACCCCAUUUACAAGCUUCUGGCUCCUCAUCUACGCUACACUCUAGAGAUCAACUGUAGGGGGCGCACUCAGCUCAUCUCUGCAAAUGGCAUCUUCAAACGAGUUGUGUCUACAGGUGGUGAUGGCCUGUUAAUUUUGGCCCAGAGGGAGUACAAGGUGUUGACCUACCGCUCCAUUCAGCCGCUGUAUGAUUUCUGUGACAGAGGAGUGUCUCAGCUCCCCAACUAUUUCUACAAAGACCACAGUCUGAUGCUGUGGGAGGCCAUACACAGUUUUGUCUCCAGUAUGGUAAACCUGUACUACCAGUCAGACCAUGAUGUGCAAGAAGACCUGGAGCUUCAGGCCUGGAUCAGAGACAUCACGGAGGAAGGCUUCACAGAGCUCCCCAACUUUGGUUUGCCCAGUAAACUCAGCAGCAGAGAGGAACUCUGCACACUGCUGGCAGUGGCUAUCUUCACAAGCACAGCCCAGCAUGCUGCAACUAACAACGGACAGUUUGACUGGUGUGCCUGGGUUCCCAACACCCCCUGCACCAUGAGACAACCGCCACCAACAGACAAAGAUGCUGUUACCAUGGAUAUGAUUAUGGCCACGCUUCCUGAUGUCAGCCAGUCCUGUGUACAGAUGGCCAUCACAUGGCAUCUGGGACGAGCACAGCCAGAUGCAAUUCCUUUGGGCCGAUACACUGAGGACCACUUCACCGAGGCCAAAGCCCUGGAGGUGAUCGACAGGUUCAGGGUGGAGUUGAAGGAGAUCGAGAAACACAUUCUGACUGAGAAUGAAGGACUGGAGCUGCAGUACCUUUUUCUCCUGCCCAGUCGCAUAGAAAACAGCAUCACCAUAUAGAAAUACUCCCAGACUGCUGAGUGAAUCUUUGCAGUGCAAGGACUCCAGCGACACUCAAAGAAGGGAACAACUUUAUUGACUGACCGGCGUGUUUCGGCGUGUGGCCUUCAUCAGGGUCAUAGUAACACAUAGAAGUGUGCUUAAAUAAAAGGCAGGAAAUUAACCAAUCACAUCUUCAUAGAUAAACCAGCUGACAUAUAACAGGUUGGUAUUGGUUAACUGGUUAAGUCACGCACAAGUAAAUACUGGUCUAGAUCAUUAUCUUAAAUCUUAAAGUUUGGAAAUUUGUCCUUAUGUUAUAUGAGGUUGUUUUCUGUUCUUUAAAUAUGAACCAAAAAUGAAUCAAAACAAUAGACGACGCAGGAGAUGAUCAGGAGGGAAAAACGUUUCUUUACACAGACUAUAAAAAUAUUUUGUUAAUGGAGCGGUUCUAUUGUAGCACUUUUCUACUCUCCCACAGCAGCUUUAUACAGCACACACGUUCAAAUAAGCACUUUUUUAUGCUGAAGUGUUUUCUAUCUAAUAUUGACUCACUCGUACUCUGAUGGAUGCAUCUUGGGUUCGUAUCUUGCCCAAGCAUAUUUCAAACCACCAACCCUCCGAUCAGCCGAUGCCUCGCUCCACCUCCAGCCGCAGGAUUUCCUGGAAGCUCUUUAUUUGCAUCUCAACCACUAACAGUUGGAACUGAUGUGUCAUGUGCAGAGUGGGCGAGCAAGUGAAAUGAAGUGUCUGACAUGUCAGUUCCCAGCUGCUUGAGAUCUGGUGACUGGUCAGAUUAGAGAUAAACCUGCGUGAGUCAUGUUUGGAGAGAUGAGUCAUUGUUUGUGUUCACAUUAAUUAUAUGAGUUCAGAUAUUUCCUUCUGUAGUAGGGUAAGUUAAGUUUACCUCCAUUUAAUCAAUCCUGGGCAAUCAGUAAGUAGUACUUUUGACAGAAUAACUUCAAUGUUUUAACUUUUUUACUUAGAACAUAUAAAUGUAUUAUGAAGCUUAAAGCAAGACAUCCUGAUAUAUCCAUGUGCUUACAAUGUUGAGAAAUAAACAAAUGAAGCUACAGCCUUUGUGUGUACUUUGUGGCUUCAGUACAACUGUAAGAUUACUGCAUGACUCAUCAGGUAACAGUAAAGAGUGGGUCACUGUGACGUUCACCACAGGAAGAACACAGUGGAUACAGUAAGUCUGCUUACAGCAGACAGCUGGACG
Messenger RNA from Pundamilia nyererei, 3293 nucleotides. RefSeq names its product arachidonate 12-lipoxygenase (gene alox12). Bases 80 to 2092 code for a protein of 670 amino acids. Gene Ontology annotation, biological process: lipid oxidation. The transcript is spliced from 15 exons. Lineage: Eukaryota; Metazoa; Chordata; Actinopteri; Cichliformes; Cichlidae. The record is from RefSeq and is a predicted model, not a curated record. Gene Ontology annotation, molecular function: oxidoreductase activity, acting on single donors with incorporation of molecular oxygen, incorporation of two atoms of oxygen; iron ion binding; protein binding.